Messenger RNA from Paracoccidioides lutzii Pb01, 507 nucleotides. RefSeq lists its product as hypothetical. The record is from RefSeq and is a predicted model, not a curated record. The coding region runs from base 1 to 507 and encodes 168 amino acids. The transcript has 3 exons.
AUGGAGCCUGUGGCAAAAACUCUGUCAAUAUCCGAGGCUCCUGCAUUUGCCCUCGCUGUGCAACAACAGAAAGUUGGCCAUCAGACUUCCUCGAUGUAUAGGUUUGCCCUGCUGGAGGAGACGUUCGAUGUUGCAUCAAAAAGAAAGGCCGCCAAACCAUCCAAGGAUGAUGCUCCCAAGUCUAAACUUCAUAAGGUUAAGACUCCUGGCGAGUCACCGGGAAAGACAACCGUUGGCCAAAAGAUCCUUGCAGUCGCUACGAAAGUCAAAGGGACAAAGUACGUUUGGGGCGGAGGCUCAUGCAAGGUUCCUCCCGGUGGAGGUUAUGAUUGCUCUGGUCUAGUCGCCUAUGCCGUAUGCAAAGUUACCAAAAGGAACCAUUUCAAAGAAGGUCUCCGGGUGACAUAUUCCAUGUACUGUGCACCAAGCAGCCUGGGCAAAUUCAAUGAUUCCAGGGAUCGCAUGCUGCAUGCGCCAAACCCAAGUACUGUAGUCAAGGAAGGGUAG